Molecule: messenger RNA, 327 nt
Organism: Protopolystoma xenopodis
Lineage: Eukaryota; Metazoa; Platyhelminthes; Monogenea; Polystomatidea; Polystomatidae
Source: the annotation of a GenBank genome assembly
AUGCCAUCGUCUGUAUGGGUGCAGCCCUACCGGAAGUCCGGUCCGAUGCAUGCCCAACACGGCCAGAACAAGCGGCUCACGGGGAGAGGAAAGGGGUACAGAGGGGAAAAAGGUGGCCACAAAGAGUGUACACGCAUUCAGGACAAUAACCAAGUUGCAUCAAUAAACGCGAUAGAGGAACGGUGCUUGGCAAAGGCAAUUAACCAAAAAAAUGGUAUUCUCCAGGACGGAUUCUCGGCAUCUGUACCUUUGAGUUGUAAUACACACUAUGGCCUGCGGGUGCACAAAAUAGGGGCACUCAAGGCUCGGGGGGGGGGCUACAUCUAG